AUGGAGAAGAAUAGUAAAGUAGAUCCUCUUCCUAUCUCCCUCUUGGAUUUGCCUGAAUCCACCUUGGAUUUCAUUCUCAAGUGCCUUUCUCCAAUAGACCUUUGCAGAAUGUCAAAGGUGUGUGUUUUGUUGAAGGGUAAAUGUGAAAGUGAUGAGUUUUGGGAAAAUCACAUAAAAGAGAAAUGGGGAAGAGUGAUUGGUGAUGCUGUUUACAAGGAGUGGGAGUGGCACAUAGCAAUUGCAAAAGAUGGAGUUUUGUUGAACAAUCAACACACCAAUCAAACUGGCUCAAUGGGUUCUUUUUCUGGUGUUUGGCCCAACCUAUAUCUUUCUUCAUACUUAGAACAUUUCAAGGUUCUCAAUGGUAAAAACUCAAACAAUUUCAUGAUGUCUUUGUAUUUCUCUCUUGAGACUGGUACCUUUUGGUUUCCUGCUGAGGUCUACAAGGGAUUGAUGAUUCACAAUGCCUUGGUUAAGUAUGACUCACAAUCUAAUACUUUUCAAGCAAGGUAUCAAAAUGGAGGUUGGAGAUGUUUAGGGAAGAACAUUGAGUGGGAUAUGGUGAGAGCUCCCUCAGUUCAUACUCCUCCAUAUCUUCUACAUCUCUCUCAUUGUUUAGACACAUUGAAACCAGAGGAUCAUAUUGAGAUUCAAUGGAGACCAAAUACACAAUCUCCUUAUGAUUGGUGGUACGCUGUUAUUGGUCACUUAGACUUAUGUAAUCAAAAUUGUUGUCACUGUCAUUACAAUGAUACAUUGAUAGUGGAGUUCAGACAAUACCCUGAAGUAUCAAACAUGAGACGAAUAAAGUUGUGUAGAAAGAAGAAUGAAGAACAAGGUGAUCGAAUAGGUGGCUACUAUGGAGGAAUCAGAAAGCUUGAGAAUCACAAUGAAAUUCAAACAUGGAAGAAGCUCUUCCCUCUUCAACUUCAGACGGCACCUGUGUUAUAUAUGCCUCCAGUGGCAGCACAAGUCCAAAUCCUCUAGAUUUUGAACUCAAUAUCAGAGAGUUUGUGAGUAAUUCCAAAAACCAUGCUGCUGAAGCUGAUUGUUGCCGAAGAAACACUACUGUAAUAUGUGUGUGUGUGUGUCUAUAUAUAUAUAAGCUUGUGUGUAUGUAACAUUAAUUCAAGAAACUGUUUUUCUGGUAUUUUGAAAGGAGACUUACUCUUAA
Vigna unguiculata (cowpea) is the source of this 1174-nucleotide messenger RNA. Its product is annotated as F-box protein At2g26850-like. NCBI's taxonomy places the organism in Eukaryota, Viridiplantae, Streptophyta, Magnoliopsida, Fabales, Fabaceae. Gene Ontology annotation, molecular function: protein binding. The record is from RefSeq and is a predicted model, not a curated record.